AUGUCCAGCAGUCCAGCAAAAACCGAGUCGCUGCCGCGCAUCGCCUUCGACGCGCCGGCAUGUGUGGACGGCAUGCAUGAGCGGCGCGCGCGCCUGCCGAAGCGCGCCUACCUCCUACCGCGCCUGCUCUCCCGGGACCAGGCGACGCUCGUGCGACGGUUAGCAGAAAGCGACCCGACCGCGCAGUUCGCGCGCGACCCGGACACCGUCGACCGCCUGCCGACGUUCGAGUGUGCCGUGUUCGACGGCGGCCAGCCCGUCGCGACGUCCGUCUGCCGCGUGCUCGAGCCGGUCGUGACGGAAAGACUGCUGCCGUACCUGCGGAAGCGCUUCGACUGCUCCAGUCUGGAGCUCUCGCAAGCACUGAUACGGCGUUAUCUGCCGACGGAACGACGGGAGCACCCCGCGCACUUCGACGCGCACGCCACUGCCACCGUCGUCGUCUCGCUCUGCGCCCCGGACGACUACGUCGGCGGCUAUUACGCGCAACCCACCUCCGACGCGGCCUCGGCGCGCUACGCGUCACUGGACGUGGGAGACGCGUUCUGCCACGGCCACGACCUGCGCCACGGCGUCCGCGUGUUCAGCGGGGCGCGCUACUCUCUGGUAUUGUGGUUCACGCCGCGUGCGCACCGUUUUCGACGUAGACGAACGUCGACGAUCCCGCCGUGGCACAAGGAGGCGGCGGACCGCGGCGAGGCCGACGCGCUCUACAACGUGGCCAGCCGGGACGCCAGCGAGGCGGCACGCACGGCGGAGGCGGCCCGCGCGGAACGAGGCCGCGGUGGCUUCGCGGCGGCCGAGGCCCUCGAGCUGAAGGCCGCGGAGCUCGCGCAACGCGCCGCCGACGGCCACGAGCGCGCAGCCACGGCUGGCUCGGCCGACGCUAUGCUAAACGUGGGCGUGUUAAGGUACAACUCCGGCGACCUCGCGGGUGCCGCGGCGUGCUGGCGCGAGGCGGCUCAAAGAGGCAAGGGCAACGCCUGCCGCUACUACGCGCGGUGUCUGAUGAGAGGCGAGGGCGUCCGCGAGGAUCGGGCCGCCGCGACGCGCUGGCUCAAGAAAGGUGCUUCCGCGGGCGACGCGUCGAGUGCGUACUCUCUGUACCUCGCCGGCGAAUCAGACAGAUACCUCGCCAUGGCCGCGGCGUCGGGCCACGCGGCCGCGUGCGUGGACCUGGCGAAGACGGCGUCGUCCUCGCGCGAGGCGCUGAAGCUUCUGCGGCGCGCCGUGGCGAACGGUGGCGCGGCGGUGGCGUACUGCGCCCUCGGGCGCUUGUUCCUGGGCGCGCCGGGGCUCGUGCCGGACCCCUCGGCCGCGGCCGGCUUCUUCGCGCGAAGCGGAAACGCCGAGGCGCAAGCCUGCCUGGCGGCGCUCUACGGGCCCGUCCCGCGUAUUUUGAGGGACCCGACGGCCCCGCCGUCGCGCGAAGGGAGGAUGUUGUUGCUCUGGUAA
This is a messenger RNA of Pelagomonas calceolata, 1455 nucleotides long. NCBI's taxonomy places the organism in Eukaryota, Pelagophyceae, Pelagomonadales, Pelagomonadaceae. The record is from the annotation of a GenBank genome assembly.